Eucalyptus grandis is the source of this 1193-nucleotide messenger RNA. Its product is annotated as 39S ribosomal protein L46, mitochondrial. Gene Ontology annotation, molecular function: structural constituent of ribosome. The coding region runs from base 196 to 882 and encodes 228 amino acids. Lineage: Eukaryota; Viridiplantae; Streptophyta; Magnoliopsida; Myrtales; Myrtaceae. The record is from RefSeq and is a predicted model, not a curated record. Gene Ontology annotation, cellular component: mitochondrial large ribosomal subunit. The transcript has 7 exons.
AAAAAGCCCAAGACUCUGCAGAGCAUCAGAGCAACGGCUUGCGCUUUCCCCUGCAUUUGCCGGUACCCGGUAGAUCGCUCCGCAGCCGCAGGCAGCAUCCCCUCCUCUGAACCGAAGCAAGCUCGCCGCCGCCGCCGUCUCGUCCCGAAGGAUUCCAGCGUCCGCCGCGAAGGUCGCGAGGGAGGGAAGGCGGAGAUGCGGCGGUCGCUGUCGUCGCUGGUCCGGCCGGCGCGGGGGUUCUGCACCAAGCCCGAGAAGGUCGUCGCGUCCGUGCUGUUCGAGAGGCUGCCCGUCGUCGUCCCAAAGAUCGACCCCGUGGUCUACGCGUUUCAGGAGUUCUCAUUUCGUUGGUGUCAGCAGUAUCGGAGGAGAUAUCCAGAUGAGUUUCUAGACAAGUCCAAUGCCAGGGGAAAAGGUGAUUACCAGAUUGACUAUGUACCAGCUUCUCGGAUCACUGAAGCUGACAAAACAAAUGAUAGAAAGUCUUUACAAAGAGCGUUAGACCGGAGAUUGUAUCUUCUUCUUUAUGGUAACGCGUAUGGUUCUCCUGCUGCUGAUCCUGUCUGGCAUUUUCCUGAAAAGGUUUAUGAAUCUGAGGAGACAUUGCGAAAGUGUGCAGAGUCAGCACUGGAAUCCGUGUUAGGAGAUCUGUCACAUACUUAUUUCGUUGGAAAUGCUCCUAUGGGUCAUACGGUCAUACAACAAACAGAAGAUUCAGCGAAAGUGCCAUCUUUUAAGCGAUUCUUCUUUAAGUCUCAAGUUAUUGCGACAAACAAGUUUAACGUUCGGAAGUGCAAGGAUUUUGUCUGGGUCACCAAGGAUGAACUGCUGGAGUAUUUUCCAGAGCAAGCUGAAUUCCUUAAUAAGAUGAUCAUUAGCUGAUUCUAUUCUGUAGUCAUGUAGUUGAGCAAAAUUCCUUUCGGGAGUAUCUUCUUUUAUCUUUCUUAGCCUGCCUUAAUUGUUGUUUUAGCUGGCGGACUGAUGGUGUGAGAAAUGAAUAUUCGGCUGCAGCGAGGGAUCUUUGCUAGACAUUUAGGAUUUUGUUUAGUUUCCUGUUCCCAUAUUGUAACCUUCCAAUAUCUAUAGGGAGUGAGUUUACGUCAAAAAGAUGAGGCAUAGCUAAUGCUUUUUGAUUUCAAGUUGAACCUUGAUCUGCAAAUAAAAGUAUCAAAGAUUUGUUGUUCCUUUUUUAA